AUGGCAUACGUAAAUUUUCGUGAAAAAGCCAUAGAAAUCUCGAAAAAAGCUACUGAAGAAGAUGCAAAGGAAAACUAUGAACAAGCUUAUAAAUUAUAUCAGACCGCCCUAGAAUACUUUAUGGCUGCAAUAAAAUAUGAUGAAACUGAAAAAAAAGUAGAGUUUGAUUCUGUAGCAACGGCUUUCGCAAGAUAUGAUUUUCCGGUUCCAGGAG
Scutellospora calospora is the source of this 214-nucleotide messenger RNA. The record is from the annotation of a GenBank genome assembly. NCBI's taxonomy places the organism in Eukaryota, Fungi, Glomeromycota, Glomeromycetes, Diversisporales, Gigasporaceae.